AUGGUCGCUCAGCAUCACCACCAUGCCAAAGCGUCAGUCGGCAACGAAACUACGGUAAUCCAGGCACGAAAACGUGCACAGUUGUUGAUCGUAAGGAACCUACAGAUCGAAGCGUUUGAGGAAGAAUUCGAUUCCUUUGAAAAGAAAAAAGGACUGUCAAAAACAUCACCACUGUUAAAACUCAACCCAAUAAUCGACUCCGACGGUCUCCUACGCAUUGAUGGUCGUCUUAAACAAGCUGACCUUCCGUACGAAGAACGUCACCCCCUCAUUCUACCCGGGAAACACCACGUGACAAGUCUAAUCGUUAACAACUGCCACGAAGAAGCGAAACACCAGGGUCGUCAUUUCACCCACGGCAUGGUCAGAUCAAAAGGAUUCUGGAUCGUCGGCGGAAAACGCCUCGUCAAUCGCGUUAUCCAUCAGUGCCUGAAAUGCAAGAAACUCCGAGGCAAGCUUCAUCAGCAGAAGAUGGCAGACCUCCCAUCAGAACGCAUCACUCCAUCAGCUCCUUUCACCUUCGUCGGACUGGACGUUUUCGGUCCAUGGGAAGUCACAGCUCGUCGUACUAGAGGAGGACACGCUUACAGUAAACGAUGGGCAGUAAUCUUUACUUGCCUUUCAACGCGAGCUAUUCAUAUCGAAUUAAUCGAGAGUAUGGACGCUUCUAGUUUCAUAAGGAUGAAAUAAGAGGAUCGUGCUUGUUAAAGAUAACAAGGAACAAAGUCUCGCCGAGAAAUUUAAAACUUUAGCCACAUUGAUCGAAGGCGAAUUCAAAGGUCAUAGCGACGAGCAACACGCGGAAGCCGAAGAUACAUUGGGUAUGGACAAAACUGUUGAGAAUGUAUCGACUAAAAAGACAUCUAUACCUACACAUGCCACAGAAUACCGGGAAGACGUAGAUAAUUCAGAAAUCGAGAUGAAAUCGACUAAAUACGGUUGCGAUUCUGGUAAAAUUAUAAAUUCACAAUGCCACUGCAGUGAGUUAGCGGUUCAAUUCAAGCGUAUCGAAGGUCACUUAAAACUAUUGAAAAAUCGAAUUGAAGUUCGCGAAGCUGAUGAAAUUGCUUUGAUAUGUAGGACUGCCACAUGCCGAAGCGAAAAGAGUUAUCUAAAAAGUGAGUUAGAAGUGGCCAAUUCUAAAAUAAUAGAUCUCCAAGCGAAAAUCAAACAUCUCGAAAAUGAAAAAUCUAGCUUGACAACGGCAAUAAGAAUAAUACAGGAAGACACUGAUACUGAGGAUGAUCAAGGGGGAAACCAGUGGGUCGAACCAAACAAAAAGAAAAAGAAACGUAAACGCGAUCAGACUCAGAAACUACAAGAAAUGCCGACAAUUGCUACGCAUGAAAAUUGUCCUCUCGAGACAACCUGUGCUGACGAGUCAAAUGCUACUGUUAAAAAAAAUGUAAUCAUCUCGAGCAGGCAAGGGAGAAAAGAUGGAUAUCCGAACACUCGAGGAAAUCAUCAAAAUCCCGUUAAAGUAAUAAUAGCAGGCGAUUCCAUGAUAAAGCACAUCAAUGGAUACAAGAUGUCGAAGUCUAACACAAGAGUUCAAGUCUCGUCGACCUUCCCUGGAUGUACCACACUAGACCUGGAUGACUAUGUUAAGCCAGUAUUAAGAAAAAAACCUGACAAAUUGAUUCUACACGUCGGGACAAAUAGCCUAAAGGGUCGUGAGAAUUCCACUCAUUGCGCAGAAGAAAUUAUAUCAUUGGGAGAAAAAAUAAAGAGAUCAAUCCCGGAGACGGAACUAGUCGUGUCUGGCCUUGUCACGCGUUCAGAUGACGAAAUGCUAACACGUAAAGUGAAUGAAGUCAACGCAGCGCUGAAGGAAUCUUGUGAGUUGAAGGCGAGCAGGGUGUCACCAAUAUUUAAGAGUGGUGCUAAAACUGACCCAAGUAACUAUCGGCCUAUAUCCGUUAUUCCAGUGGUUGCAAAAAUUUUUGAAAAAAUCAUUUUUGAUCAAUUAUAUGAAUAUCUUAAUACGAAUAAGCUGUUAAGUCCCUGUCAAUCUGGAUUCCGAUCAAUGCAUAGCACUUUAACGGCACUAAUUGAGGCUACUAUAAUAUUGACAAUGGACUGGUAAAUGGAGUUGUUUUUAUUGAUUUAAAGAAAGCUUUCGAUACGAUUGAUCACGACAUUAUGUUGCUAAAACUUGAAAAUUAUGGAGUUGAGCGAAAUAGCCUAACUUGGUUUAAAUCGUAUCUCACCGAUAGAAAUAAAAAAUGUCUGGUCAAUGUUCAAUUGUCAAACUCCGUCCCAAUAACCUGUGGCGUUCCUCAGGGAAGCAAUUUGGGGCCACUACUUUUUCUUGUCUAUAUUAAUGAUUUACCAAACUGCCUCAAUCAUACAACACCCAGAAUGUUUGCAGAUGAUACGAGCGUCAGUUAUGCCUCAAAUUCUGUUGAAGAACUGGAAAAUAUCAUAAACUCUGACCUCAAAAAUCUCAAUAGUUGGCUUACAACCAAUAAAUUAAGCUUAAAUAUCGUAAAAACAGAGUUUAUGAUUAUUGGUUCUCGCCAGAAAAUAAGAGUUAUAGAUGGGGAAAUGAAUAUUAAGAUAAAUGAUAAUAAAAUAAAUAGGGUUGAUUUCGUCAAAUCCUUAGGGCUACACAUUGACGAACACCUUUCUUGGUCAGUACAUAUUCGCAAAUUAUGUAAAAAAAUUGCUUCAGCUAUAGGCGCUUUAAAACGCAUUAGACCGUUUAUUACCAUGAACACUGCUAUUCAAGUUUACCAAUCUUUAAUUCAACCUCAUUUUGACUACUGUUGCUCGGUCUGGGACGGUCUUGGUGAAACAUUAAGCUGUAAAAUACAGAAAUUGCAGAACCGAGCGGUAAGGGUCAUUACGAGGUCUAGCUACGAUACCAGUGCAAGCACCCUAUUAAAUACUUUACACUUAGAUCGCCUUUUCUUAAGACGCAAAAAGCUUAAGGCUGGCCUAAUCUUUAAGACUCUCAAAGGGAAAGUACCGUCAUAUCUACAAGACUUUUUUCAGUUCGUGACACAGGGUACAAUUUAAGAAAUUCUGAGACAAGAUUAAAUUUGCCCAAGCCACGAACAAAUUACUUAAAACGAAGCUUUUGUUAUAGUGGUGCCUACUUGUGGAACAGUCUUCCUCAAGAUAUACGAAAGCUUCAAACAUUUCCACAAUUUAAGAAAGCUGUAGAUAAGUAUUAUAAUAAUUCAAGUGAAUUCCCACACGGCACUCUUGUAAACCAGUAGUAGAUAAUUUUUAGAUUUUUUUUAUAAUUGAUGUGUGUAUGUAAUUUAUAACUGUCUUCUUACGCUUAUAAUAGUUAGAUUAUCCAUGUACUGAAGAUUUUACCGUGUUUAAAUAAAUUUGUAUUGCUUGAUUGAUUGAUUGAUUGAUUGAUUGAUUGAUUGAUCGAAGAUGUUCAUGUAAACAAAUAUGGCGUCUCAAUUGACUCGACACCGUAAGAAAACAAUUUUUUGUAUACUAAUGAUGAUAAUUGAUGAUCAUCCUUCGGUUACAAUUGAAAGGAAAACUUGGGCUCGAAACUGGCUUUUAAGACGGACUGAACUGGCCGCAUAUCAUACAAUUUUUCGUGAAUUAUCUGUAGAAGAUACAGCAGGGUUCAGCGAAUUUAUGAGGAUGCCAUACUCUAAAUUUACUGAAUUGGUCGAACUAAUAAGCCCUAUAAUAGCAAGGUGUGAUACUAUUAUGAGGGAAGCUAUUUCACCAGGUGAGCGAUUAGCGAUAUGCAUAAGGUAUUUGGCUACAGGCGAGACAUUCCGUUCGUUAUCGUUUCAGUUUCGAAUUGGAAGGACAACUAUAUCUGAAAUUGUCCUAGACGUCUGCACAGCUAUUUUUAAUGAACUGGGAAAAUCCCACUUGCAAACCCCAAACAGUACUGAAAAAUGGAAGGAAAUCGCUGGAUUAUUUUUAUCAAGGUGGAAUUUACCAAACAAUAUUGGGGCAAUUGAUGGCAAGCGUAUUUUGAUUCAAAAACCAGCACAUUCAGGAUCACACUUUCACGAUUACAAAAGUAAUGAAAGUAUUAUUGCGCUAGUUGUUGCCGGGCCUAACUAAGAGUGCCGGAUGCACUGCGGAUGUUGGGACAAAUGGUAGAAAUCCAGAUGGGCAUGCUUGGAGUAGAUGCACAUUAAAGAAAGCUCUGGACACUGCAACAAAUCCCUUAAAUUUACCAGCUCCAUGUACACUUCCUGGGCGGUCAGUUCCUGUCCCAUUUGUUCUUACAGGAGAUGAAGCAUUUCCAUUGACAACUUAUUUAUUAAAGCCUUAUCCAAAUAAAAAUCUCACAGUAGAGCAAAGGAUUACCAACUACCGCAUUUCAAGAGGCAGAAGAAUAUCUGAAAAUAUUUUAGGUAUUUUGGGAAAUAGGUGGCGCUGCUUUCGUGUUCCAUUUUUAUUGGAACCAGAAAAGGUAAAGAAAAUAACAUUGGCCAUCCUUGUUUUGCAUAACUGGCUAAGAGCUGAUGCCGGAAGCAGAGCUGUCUACUGUCCUUCGACCCUUAUAGACAAUGAGAAUUGUGACACCGGAGAAAUUAUUAAAGGAACUUGGAGAGCAGAUACCACCUCAGAAUCAUUUUUAGAUUUACAACCAACUAUUUCCAGAAAUAGCACAAGUAAAGCUAAACAGAUGAGAGAGGAGUUCAAUGUAUGGUUCAAUAAUAAGGGAGAUCUGCCAUGGCAAAGACAAAAUUGUGGAUUGUAA
This is a messenger RNA of Paramuricea clavata, 4699 nucleotides long. The record is from the annotation of a GenBank genome assembly. NCBI's taxonomy places the organism in Eukaryota, Metazoa, Cnidaria, Anthozoa, Malacalcyonacea, Plexauridae.